CUGAGCACGUGGAAUGGAGUUACUAUGGUAACAGGGUGUCAACAUCAAGUAGUUGUGUUUUCUUGUGGCCACUGCUAGCUAACCCGUCAGCAAUCCUGCAUCCUAUCAACAAUGGCUGAAAUGUCUGCAAUGAAUAGAAAAUUGAUUCAGAAUCUCGCGGAAACUCUUUCUAAACAAGUCAAACACUUUAACAAAACAGAAGCAGAGUGUCUGAUCCGACUGUUCAAUGGUCUCCUGGGGGAUCAGAGUGACAGGAGGGUAGGGAAUGGCCUGGACAGAGGAAAAUUCAGGAAUAUUCUACACAACACCUUUGGAAUGACUGAUGAUAUGAUUAUGGAUAGAGUAUUUCGUGCAUUCGACAAAGACAACGACAGCUACGUCAGUGUGAAAGAGUGGAUCGAGGGACUAUCAAUCUUUCUCCGUGGAACAUUGGAUGAAAAAAUUAAGUACUGCUUCGAUGUGUAUGACUUGAAUGGAGAUGGGUACAUUUCCCGGGAAGAGAUGUUCCACAUGCUGAAGAACAGCCUGAUCAGACAGCCCACAGAGGAGGACCCAGACGAGGGCAUCAAAGACCUGGUGGAGAUCACACUCAAGAAGAUGGACCAUGACCACGACAGCAGACUGUCCUAUGCAGACUUUGAAAAGGCAGUGAGAGAUGAGAAUCUAUUGCUUGAAGCUUUUGGAACCUGCCUUCCCGAUGCCAAGAGCAUAUUGGCAUUUGAGCAGCAUGCAUUCCAGGAUACACUUGAGCAUUAAGGACAACACUACUUUAUUCAUUUUCAUGAAACUGCAAAUAUAUAUAAACAAAUAAAAAUAUAUAUAAAAACGCUUCUUAUACUCUGAUGGUAAAUAUACAAAUAAAACAUGUCGAGAAAAGGUGAAGUACUGUCUAAUUGGUGUAAAGUCUAGGAACUUGUAUGCAAAUGUAUGCAUUAUCUUCUGUGUGAUGCUAUCCGUUUCGGAACAUGGAGUCUGUUCUGUCGUUCUGCCCCUGAGCAAGGCAGUUAACCCACUGUUCCCCAGGCGGCGAAGACGUGGAUGUCGAUUAAGGCAGCCCUCCACACCUCUCUGAUUCAGAGGGGUUGGGUUAAAUGAGGAAGACACAUUUCAGUUGGACUAGGUAUCCCCCUUUCCUUUUCUCUGUUAGAUUAUCUUCUGAGGCUUUCCUGGCUUUGUCUUCUUCUCUGUUGGCUUGACUUCAGGAACUGAUGCUACCUGAAAACAAGGAAAGAAAUUAAUUUACUGCAGUAUCCCUCACACUUGAAUUGUAAUACUGUAUGAAGUUGUGACUGUGAGUGACCAAUUUUGGGAAGCAAAUGACCACGAAUAUACCUUUUUCAAUGUAUUUCAGACCAGGUUGGAUGUUGUGUUCAAUGACUCAUCCACCAUAUCCAUCUUAGGCUACUCUGGUAGUUUGGUCCAAUGAGGGUUUCAUUUUUGUCCACAAUGGCAAAAAGUCUUUACUCAUUUCUACCAUUUUCCGUUCUCCAAAUGUGUGGUCCUCGGUAUGAAUCUGGAGGGUACUGCAGGGGGUGGAUUCUUACUCAGUCUUUUCACCAUCCCUCUGUUUCCCCCAGAAGAGGAGGGAGUGCCACUUAUAUUGGGUGCCUGCUGCAGUUUAUUAUGAAAUUAUGCAAUGACCCCCUUUUGUCCUCUGUUGGAAUAGUCCUGCAUUGGUUUGCCUGAUAACUAUAAGACCGAUCAUAAAAUGGGGCACAUCUGAAGCUAAGCAGGGUUGGUCCUAGUGACCAGACGCUGCUGGAAGUAGUGUUGGAGGGCUAGUAGGAGGCACCCUUUACGCUUGUCUAAAAAAAUAUCCCAAUGCCCCAGGGCAAUGAUUGGGGACAUUGCUCUGCGUAGGGGGAUGUUGAACGGGUGUCCUGACUCUCUGUGGUCACUAAAAAAAGAUCCCAUGGCACUUAUCGUAAGAGUAGGGGUGUUAACCCCGGUGUCCUGGCUAAAUUCCCAAUCUGGCUCUUGUACAACCAUGGUCACCUAAUCAUCCCCAGCUUACAAUUGGCUCAAGGGUCAAAGUCUCUUCCUGAUUGCCGGUAUCACUGGAUCUCUGAUCAUCACCUUAAGAAGUCCUGGCUGUGGUAGCAAAUGUAUCGGAAGACAUGGGCUUUUUUUCUCUUCAUCCCCCUGGUCCUGUUCUUUUGUUCCACAACCAAACAAGACAAAUUGAGAAUCAUACAGUAUGUGUCAACUAACUGCAUCAUAAUAGUAAUGCUUAUGUUGUGAAUGACAGAUAUAGUUCUGAUAAUAGUCUACUAACACAUCAUCUGUACCUUUAUUUUGAGCCGUCCUAUUCACAUAUCUCCCGUCUUGCAGCUUUAAUCUGGUGUUCUCCACUGUCUCAUACUCUGGGGCAUAGCACAUGUAGUAAACCUACAAAGAAACUCUUCUCAUCCAUGUGCCUUUUGACUGCCCUGAAACAGAAUUACAUCAAAGUAUAACUGGUAUAACUCAGACACUCUGUUUGCAGAUUUGACAGUACUGUAUAACUAAUAGAGCCUAGUAAUACCAAGGGCCUAAUAGUUAGUUACUAUAAACUAGGGCCUAGAGGUUUUUUUCCUGGUCAGUGUUACAAAUGCACAUUCUUAAAGCAACAGCAUUCAAUACUCAACUGAGCUAGAAUCCCACGUUACUGAACACAACAUUCAGGUUACAUGGUCACUGAGAAAACUCCCAGCCCUAGUUAUGUAUCACUCAUCAUGAUCAACUGGAUGGAACCUGUCCUGACCUUGCACCGGUGAGUUUCUGGAACUUGAUGUGGUAGACCUCUGAAUUCCUCUGCAGGGUAUUCAUCCAGCCCUCCUCCACAAACCUGUACAGCGCAGAGAGCUGGAAUAGUUCUGUCAUCACCCCAAUGGCUGGGGCUUCUUACACUGUCAGGUAACGAGACUCCAAGUUGAUGGUGUACACCUGCAGAUGCAAUAUAGCAUGAGGGUAAGAUAAAGAAAUACAAAACAAGAAAUUGCACAGUGGCGCCCGAGCUAACUUGCUAGCCAAGUAUUGAGCAUGGAUACAGAAUUUCGCUGAAGGAAACGAUAUUCUUACCUUAACUUCUUUAGGUCUCCUUAAUUUUCUAUAAUUUGUUCGCGAGGGGCACAUAUAGUGUUGCUCAUGGUGUUUAUAAACCUCUGGAGUGCUCCAACUUCAGCUGUUGAUGGGCGCCGCCAUGUUUGCUAAUGACAACACAACCCAAACCUGAAGUAGUUUCCCAGACAAAAAUAAUCGGAUCUGAGGUAAUUGAUGUGAGCGUCUCUGUGAGAAAAAAAAAUCGGAUCAGCUACUUUUGCCUGCACAGAAUGCAUAACCGAAUGCGACCCGUAAAAUUACGUACAAGUAAUCUAGCUAAUUAUCUAGCUACUUCAUUUGCGUUUAGAUCAUAUUGCCAACAUAUUUAGUUAUGUUGGGAAAUAAUGGCAUCUAAUCUGUCACAUUGGUUUUUAACAACACGAAAAGCUGCUUUCUUCAACCGCUUUCUUGGUAACACAGCUCUCGCUUCACCAGAACCUGGCUCUGGAGCUGUCCUGGGGUCAUGAUGCCCAUGUGUUCCUCAGCUGGACCAGAAGCAGAGGCCCUGCCAACGAGGAGGACCAUAAAGUAGAGUUGAGCAGGCAACUGUGAGAGAAGCUUGGACUCAAAGAUGGCGAGCAGGGCUUCUUGCGGCCAUGCCAGCAGGUCCUGUCUGUACAGCAGGUGUUUGUGGACCCACUCACCUCUGACGACUUGGAGAUCCUGGAGCUCCACAGUGCAGCAGCUCCUGGAGCAGAAUAGAGUGGUGUUUCCGGAUGCAGUGUUUCCUGUGUGGGUGGACCAGAGAACACUCAUCUACAUCCGAAUCAGGUCCUCUCUGGAGAGCAUUCAGAAGACUGGACUUCCUGUACAACAAUGUCCCAACGCUGCUGGCCUCCAGUGCCCCCAGCAGUGGGGCGGGAUAGCAAUCCUAAAGAACAUGGUCAGGUACAUGCUAACAUGGAACUAUGACCCAGUGAGAGAGUCUCCUCCAUCUCCAACAUCUCUUCCCUCCUCAGUGACUCAGUCUUCAGAGUAUGCCGAGCACCGCCCGUGUCUUCUGGCCCUCUGAGUGCCAGCCUUGGGGUUGACCUCAUUCUGACCUGCAGCCAGCAGAUGGGAGUGUAAUAUCAAUGGUGGCCAGCCAGCUGUGACGUAUGGCCUACUGUCCAAGGUGCUCUCUCCCAAGAAGGUGAGAGAGAGGGCCAAGCUGGCCAUGGAGAAGAAUAAGAGUGGAGGUGCUGGUGGUGCUCCCCAGCCUGGUGAUGAUGCAGGGGACAGUCGUGGCCAAAAGUUUUGAGAAUGACACAUUCAUUUUCAAAGUUUGCUGCCUCAGUUUGUAUGAUGGCAAUUGGCAUAUACUCCAGAAUGUUAUGAAGAGUGAUCAGAUGAAUUGCAAUUAAUUGCAAAGUCCCUCUUUGCCAUGCAAAUGAACUGAAUCUCCCCAAAACAUUUCCACUGCAUUUCAGCCCUGCCACAAAAGGACCAGCUAACAUCAUGUCAGUGAUUCUGGAGAUCACUGUCAUGCUGAUUGAGUUUGAAUAACAGACUGGAAGCUUCAAAAGGAGGGUGGUGCUUGGAAUCAUUGUUCUGCCUCUGUAAACCAUGGUUACCUGCAAGGAAACAUGUGCUGUCAUCAUUGCUUUGUGCAAAAAGGGCUUCACAAGCAAGGAUAUUGCUGCCAGUAAGAUUGCACCUAAAUUAACCAUUUAUCAGAUAAUCAAAAACUUCAAGGAGAGCGGUUCAAUUGUUGUGAAGAAGGCUUCAGGGCUCCCAAGAAAGUCCAGCCAGCGCCAGGACUGUCUCCUAAAGUUGAUUCAGCUGCGGGAUCGGGGCACCACCAGUACAGAGCUUGCUCAGGAAUGGCAGCAGGCAGGUGUGAGUGCAUCUGCACGCACAGUGAGGCGAAGACUUUUGGAGGAUGGCCUGGUGUCAAGAAGGGCAGCAAAGAAGCCACUUCUCUCCAGGAAAAACAUCAGAGACAGACUGAUAUUCUGCAAAAGGUACAAAAGAAUUGGACUGCUGAGGACUGGGGUAAAGUUGUUUUCUCUGAUGAAUCCCCUUUCCGAUUGUUUGGGGCAUCCGGAAAAAAGCUUGUUCGGAGAAGACAAGGUGAGCGUUACCAUCAGUCCUGUGUCAUGCCAACAGUAAAGCAUCCUGAGACCAUUCAUGUGUGGGGUUGCUUCCCAGCUAAGGGAGUGGGUUCAAUCACAAUUUUGCCUAAGAACACAGCCAUGAAUAAAGAAUGGUACCAACACAUCCUCCGAGAGCAACUUCUCCCAACCAUCCAGGAACAGUUUGGUGAUGAACAAUGCCUUUUCCAGCAUGAUGGAGCACCUUGCCAUAAGGCAAAAGCGAUAACUAAGUGGCUCGAGGAACAAAACAUCAAUAUUUUGGGUCCAUGGCCAGGAAACUCCCCAGACCUUAAUGCCAUUGAGAACUUGUGGUCAAUCUUCAAGAGGCGGGUGGACAAACAACAACCCACAAAUUCUGACAAACUUCAAGCAUUGAUUAUGCAAGAAUGGGCUGCCAUCAGCCAGGAUGUGGCCCAGAAGUUACUUGACAGCAUGAAAGGGCGGAUUGCAAAGGUCUUGAAAACAAUGGGUCAACACUGCAAAUAUUGACUCUUUGCAUCAACUUCAUGUAAUUGUCAAUAAAAGCCUUUGCCGCUUGUAAUUAUA
Molecule: messenger RNA, 5702 nt
Organism: Oncorhynchus nerka (sockeye salmon)
Lineage: Eukaryota; Metazoa; Chordata; Actinopteri; Salmoniformes; Salmonidae
Gene: clxn
Product: calaxin
Exons: 10
Coding region: 112-756 (214 amino acids)
Molecular function (GO): calcium ion binding
Source: RefSeq, a predicted model, not a curated record